Messenger RNA from Sinocyclocheilus rhinocerous, 1394 nucleotides. RefSeq names its product meiosis-specific, MEI4 homolog (S. cerevisiae) (gene mei4). Gene Ontology annotation, cellular component: lateral element. The record is from RefSeq and is a predicted model, not a curated record. Lineage: Eukaryota; Metazoa; Chordata; Actinopteri; Cypriniformes; Cyprinidae. Bases 145 to 1275 code for a protein of 376 amino acids. The transcript has 5 exons. Gene Ontology annotation, biological process: DNA recombination; meiotic DNA double-strand break formation; spermatogenesis.
UGUUCUGUUGAACGUUGACUGUUUGAUUACACUCUCGUCAAUUAGAAGUGAUUUAACAAUGGAUUUUCUAGGAAAUUACUCUUUUCGACGUUAAUUUGACAUGUAUUAAGCGUCUCAGAGUGACAUCCUAAUGUUUGGAGAAGAAUGGAGGACAAAUCUGCCUCAGAUUGUGAAGGAGCGCUGAGCUGGUACACGAGAGUCUCUAAACUGGCCGUGGCUGUGGCUGUUAUUAAGAUCAGCCCAUCGGGAGGAGCCAGACAGUUCACUGAAUCUCUGGCUGACAGACUCAGACAGCAGGAUGAAGGCUGGAGGUCUACAGCUCGAAGUCUUCAUGAAGAUGUGCUGCGUCUCAGACAAGAGCUGCUGCUCGCUCGCUUACUGUUCAAGAAGAAGAGUAAUGACGGGCCAGGACAUGGUCAAGAGAUUGCCAAAGAACUCUCUCAGGACGACCCACAGCAGUUAAAGGGCGACUCUGGCUGUGACACUGAUAACAGCUCACAAACACAGAUAUAUGGUGUUCAGGGACCAUGCUUGCCUCCGACUCCUCCAAACAGUCAGAAUUUUCCCCUCCAGAAUAAAAAAUGGCGCCAGGAUCACAGGCUGCUAAAACACAUGCAGUUCCUACGCUGUCUGAGUGGCUUGAGCAGAGGCUAUGAGUCAUCUCUGUGUCGUGGUGGGGAUGAGGUCUGGGAUUCAGUAGUGCAGCUGCUGGAUUCUGUGGUGGAGGUUUUCCGGCAGGCCCAUGUUGGACAGCCUCUGCAUCACCCAGAGCAGCUGCAUCAUGCCACACAGGUGGUGGCACAGACCCUGAGUCGAGGAGGAUCACAGCACGGGUGUUCAGGGCAGCACUUCAGCAAAGUGGAUGAUCUGUUGAAGGAGAUGAUCAACCUACUGCUCACCAACCAAAAACUCAAUUCGUUCUCAGUCCAUGACGUGCUGUCAGAGUGUCUGCUGGCUCUGGGAGGAAGUCCUGUUGUGAGAACUGCACUUGUUCAACUCCUGAUGUCUCAGAUCAUUCAGCUGGCACAGCAGCUAUGGGACACCUGUGAGAGGUCCAGAGAGGAGCGGCAUCAUCAGGUGGACUGGAUCUGCUAUGAAAAUUCAUUCUAUGUGUUCUGGCUGCUAGAACAUCUUGCCCAGGACAAUGAUUAUAAUGUAAACAAGGAGCUUGUGAUCCAGCUGGAAAACAAAGCAUUUCCUCUCGCAGAUGAGUUUCCCCUGUUCUCUUUGUAUAUGUGGCGGAUCGGAGGUCUCUUCAGGGCAGGACACACAUGAGCAGAUGUAGACUCGCUACUGUCUUUCUUAAAAUCUUUGCUCCUUUUCAAGAGCUCACUUUACAUGAAGUUCCUUAAUGUAAAAAAAAAAAAUUAACUGUUAAUUAAUAAAUUUUAAAC